AUGGGUCAGGGAAGCUCCAAGAAACAGGACGGCGUUGGGGCGCACCUGCGGGAGCAAGCGAAGCUGAUUAAGCGUGUUCAGGAGUACCUCAAAAAACUUGACAAGUUGCUCGCAGAAUGGGAGAAAACGCACCGCCGCAUCGGCCGAGCGACAGACUCAUUCUUUACUGCCGGGACGCCGUACAGGGAGAGUACGGUCGCCAUAGUGCAGCAUAUGAAAAUCUUCGAGAAGGCACGUGCGGAUCUGCGCCCUCAAAUCGUGGCCGUCGGGCGAACUGCCACGGAGCUCUUGAAGAAGGCCAAAAACAUUGAGAAACUGGUGGACGAUCGAGACCAGCUUUCGCGGAAAGUUACCGCACGCAAUAAGAAACUCACCCGACUGAAAUCGAAAAAUUCGGAGUGUCCAGAUGCAAAGACACAGCGAGACAUUCUGAAGGCCGAGGAAAAGCUGAGCGCCGCGAUGAAUCAGUACAAAAUGAAGGAAAUGCAGGCGCAGUUCGAGACAAGCAAUGCAAUGAACACCAAGUACCUGGAUGCAGCUACGCUGGUCCACAGGAGUGUGUUGAUCGCCGUGAACUUCCUGCGUAUGACAACCCCAGAAAUGCUCAAGGCAGAAGCGUAUCUCGGAGUUGUGCAGGACGGUACUAGCUUACCUUCGAUUGACCGAACGAGUAGCGGCCAGCCCCUAUUACUGCCCCUCGGGGGGAUUUCUUCGAUCUCACCGGAUCCGGUACAAUCUCAGACGCGUCCUGUUUCUCCUGGUAAUGGAUUUUGUCCUGUCUUGCCUACUGCUCCGAGCUCACCGGUGCAUGUCGGUCCGAGUAUUUGUCACGGCAAUGAAUGGGGCCCGAUCCAGUCCCCGGUUGCUCAACAAGAGGGGGCGGCGGGUUCGAACGGCGUCACGAAUGGGCACUUGGCAGGUACAACUUCACGGGACGAUGUCCUGGGGCGCUCGAUGGACUCGAGCUGCAAUGAAACCCUGCAGCGCCGGGUCCUGACUCAGAAAUACACAGAGGGUAUGGUGCAGAUUGCAGAACCUCGGAAUCCGUUCGACGCAGAAUAG
Neospora caninum is the source of this 1062-nucleotide messenger RNA. RefSeq lists its product as hypothetical. The record is from RefSeq and is a predicted model, not a curated record. Lineage: Eukaryota; Apicomplexa; Conoidasida; Eucoccidiorida; Sarcocystidae. Bases 1 to 1062 code for a protein of 353 amino acids. The transcript has 9 exons.